UCCGAGUACGGUAUUCUGUUGACUAGGCGUUCCCAGGGCUAUUUGUUGCUCAGUGCCUCUCCUCCCUCUCGCGCUCAACUCGCCUCCUAUUUCGAGCACCCCCUCUCCCCCCCUAGCUUCCGAUUCCAUCAUUCCUCUCUCUCUCUCUCUCUCCCUCUCUGUUUCUUCGUCUGAAAUCAUCAAAUCUCUGUCAUUCCAGAUCAUUACCAUUCGUAGUUUAGAAAUACAGAAAGAAGAUCAUAACCAUUCAUCCAUUAUAACCAAAUCACGCCCAGGCAAGGCCUCGUUUCGGAUCCAAAGGUCUUGAACUGUGUGAAGAGUUGGAUGAAGAUAUACCAAGUUAACUCCAUAGCAUAAUAUAUAAUGGAAGAGGAAGAACAAGAAAGGGGUGAAAUUUCAGGAAAGGAUUUACAAAAUCACAAAGAAGGUAGUAGUGUAGAUGAAACACUAGGGAUGCAUCAUAGAGAAGAUGUUAACACUACUGGUGUAGAAAGUAAUGCAGUUUUGCGAGGGGUUGAUUCUGUAGAUGACGUUCCAGAUGACGACCAGUUUGAGCAGGUAUCUUUAAAAGACCAGGGAGGUGUUGGGGAUUUAACUCAACGUCAGAGUUCAGAUAGUCUGAGACACUCCUCUGGUGGUAGUGAGGAUGCAUAUGAACUCGCAGCUGGGAAGUUUUCUACGGAGUUUGAUUCACCCCCAGCUGAUGGGGUGCACCAUGACCGACAUAAUUCAAGCCCAGGGCCUGGAAGACAACCCGGCUCUCACAUCAGACAAUCCUCCUCUUCGACUAGUCUUGAUUCUGCCAUGUAUUUGUAUGGGGAUGGUGGACACUCUCCUGUUGGUUCACCACAAAAGCCCAGGUCCAAACCCGCUAUGCCAAAUGUGUCUCCCGAGCUUUUGCAUUUAGUGGAUUCUGCUAUUAUGGGGAAGCCCGACAGCUUGUACAAACUGAAGAAUGUCGUAAGUGGUGUUGAGCAUUUCGGAGAUGGAGAGGAGGCUGAUGGUAUUGCAUUCUUGGUAGUUGAUUCACUUCUUGCUACAAUGGGAGGUGUUGAAUCUUUUGAAGAGGAUGAGGAUAACAACCCUCCCAGUGUUAUGCUGAACUCCAGGGCUGCCACUGUAGCCGGUGAGCUUAUUCCUUGGCUUCCUUUUGUAGGCGAUGUGGAGGAUCUCAUGUCUCCUCGGACUCGAAUGGUUAGAGGAUUGCUUGCUAUAUUGCGUGCUUGCACAAGAAACAGAGCGAUGUGCUCUACAGCUGGUUUAUUGGGAGUUCUUUUGCAGUCAGCUGAGAAGAUAUUUGUCGAGGAUGUUGGUUCAACCGAGCAAGUGAAAUGGGAUGGAACUCCUCUAUGUCAUUGCAUCCAAUACUUAGCUGGGCAUUCUCUUAGUGUAAUUGAUUUGCAUAGAUGGUUUCAAGCCAUCACAAGAACUAUGACCUCUAAAUGGGCAACUCGUUUGAUGCUUGCUUUGGAAAAGGCCAUUGGAGGAAAGGAGUCAAGGGGCCCGGCAUGUACAUUCGAGUUCGAUGGUGAAAGCUCUGGUUUGCUGGGUCCAGGAGAGAGCCGUUGGCCAUUCACUAAUGGAUUUGCAAUUGCGACAUGGAUUUACAUAGAGUCAUUUGCAGACACAUUGAAUACAGCAACUGCUGCAGCUGCAAUUGCUGCAGCAGCCGCAGCAAAAUCAGGAAAAUCAUCUGCCAUGUCAGCUGCUGCUGCCGCCAGUGCACUCGCUGGUGAAGGCACGGCACAUAUGCCAAGGUUGUUCAGCUUCUUAUCUGCUGAUAAUCAGGGGAUGGAGGCAUACUUUCAUGCUCAGUUUUUGGUAGUUGAAGUGGGCAGUGGUAGGGGAAAAAAGGCUUCCUUGCAUUUUACGCAUGCAUUCAAGCCACAAUGUUGGUAUUUUGUUGGCCUGGAGCAUACUUGUAAGCAGGGGUUACUUGGGAAAGCAGAAAGUGAGCUGAGGUUGUACAUUGAUGGAUCCUUGUAUGAAAGCCGUCCUUUUGAUUUCCCACGAAUCACUAAGCCACUUGCUUUUUGCUGCAUUGGAACAAACCCUCCCCCUACAAUAGCUGGUUUACAACGCCGUCGUCGUCAGUGCCCUUUGUUUGCUGAGAUGGGGCCUAUGUACAUUUUUAAGGACCUGAUUGGUCCGGAGAAAAUGGCGCGUUUGGCUUUUAGAGGAGGGGAUGUACUUCCUUCUUUUGGUAAUGGAGCAGGGGUACCAUGGCUAGCAACAAAUGAACAUGUGCAGAGUAUGGCAGAAGAAAGUGCACGUUUGGAUUCAGAAAUUGGAGGAUGCAUUCACCUUCUCUAUCAUCCUAGUUUACUGAGUGGGCGUUACUGUCCAGAUGCUUCACCUAGCGGUGCUUCAGGCAUGCUUCGAAGACCUGCGGAAGUUCUUGGGCAAGUACAUGUUGCUACAAGAAUGCGCCCGGCAGAGGCUUUGUGGGCCUUGGCCUAUGGAGGUCCGAUGUCUUUACUUCCAUUGGCAGUAAGCAAUGUGCAUGGAAACAACUUGGAACCACAGGAAGGGAAUCUUUCUUUGUCUUUGGCCACAACGACGCUUGCUGCUCCAAUAUUUAGAAUCAUUGCCAUGGCCAUUCAACACCCCAAAAACAAUGAAGAAUUGUCUCGUACACGAGGGCCUGAGAUGUUGUCCAGAAUUUUAAAUUAUCUUCUGCAAACUUUGUCUUCCCUUGAUGUUGGAAAGCGUGAUGGGGUAGGAGAUGAGGAACUUGUCGUUGCAAUUGUCUCUUUAUGUCAAUCUCAGAAAUACAAUCAUGCCCUCAAAGUGCAGCUUUUUAGCACACUACUGCUAGACCUGAAAAGUUGGAGCUUAUGCAACUACGGACUGCAAAAGAAGCUGUUAUCGUCACUUGCAGAUAUGGUUUUCACAGAGUCAUCUGUGAUGCGAGAUGCUAAUGCCAUUCAGAUGCUUCUUGAUGGCUGCAGGAGAUGCUAUUGGACUAUUCGUGAAACUGAUUCAGUGAAUACAUUUUCUCUGAAUGAAGUAACUCGUCCUGUUGGUGAAGUGAAUGCAUUAGUUGAUGAACUAUUAGUGAUCAUUGAACUUUUGGUUGUAGCAGCUCCUCCUUCAUUGGCUAUGGAUGAUCUGCGUUGUUUACUAGGGUUCAUGGUUGACUGUCCCCAACCCAAUCAGGUUGCCAGGGUGUUGCACCUGCUCUACAGAUUGGUAGUACAACCAAAUACAUCAAGGGCUCAGACAUUCGCUGAGGCCUUUAUAUCAUGUGGUGGGAUAGAAACACUUCUUGUCCUACUGCAGCGGGAAGCCAAAGCUGGAGACACUGACAACCCAGACCCUUCUAUCGAGAUUGAUGGAAUCUUGUCUUCCCAGGGGUCUGAUACAGAUACUGGUAGUGGGGUGUUGCAAACCAGUCAUGGUGGGGAUGCGGUAGAGGAGAAGGAAUUAACUUUGCAUGAAAAGGAGUUGGAACUUGAUCCUUUCAAUCACGGUGGCUACUCUGUUGGUAUUGCAACACGUACAAGCAUUGAGAGAACGGUUUCUGUCUCUGAGAACCCUUUAUUGAAAAAUUUGGGCGGUAUAAGUUUUUCUAUAAGUGCUGACAAUGCAAGGAAUAAUGUCUAUAAUGUUGACAAGAGUGAUGGUAUUGUUGUUGGAGUUAUUUGCCUCUUAGGUGCUUUAGUUACAUCGGGGCAUGUGAAAAUUGGUUCACAUGCUCCAGCAGAUGUCACUGGCAACCUCACAGUUUUGCAUGAGGCAGGAGGUACCAUGUUUGAUGAUAAAGUUUCUCUUCUCCUUUUUGCUCUGCAAAAGGCUUUCCAAGCGGCACCAAACAGGCUUAUGACUAGCAAUGUCUACACAGCUUUAUUAGGUGCCUCGAUAAAUGCUUCUGCAACUGAGGAUGGGCUGAACUUUUAUGAUUCUGGUCAUCGCUUCGAACAUUUGCAGCUUUUGUUGGUUCUUUUGCGUUCCCUUCCAUAUGCAGCAAGGGCAUAUCAAAGUCGGGCGUUGCAGGAUCUUCUGAUUUUGGCUUGCAGUCAUCCAGAAAAUAGAAGUAGUCUUACCACAAUGGAUGAAUGGCCCGAGUGGAUUUUGGAGGUUCUUAUCUCAAAUUAUGAGAAGGGUGCAAGUAAAAGUUCAAAUUCUUCAAGCUUGGGAGACAUAGAAGACCUGAUACACAAUUUCCUCAUAAUCAUGUUGGAGUAUUCUAUGCGCCUGAAGGAUGGAUGGAAGGAUAUUGAAGCUACAAUUCAUUGUGCAGAAUGGCUUUCUAUGGUGGGUGGAUCUAGUACAGGAGACCAACGGGUCAGACGCGAGGAAUCAUUGCCUAUUUUCAAGCGAAGGUUGUUAGGUGAUUUGCUGGACUUUGCUGCCAGAGAACUUCAGGUUCAGACUCAAAUAAUUGCUGCAGCAGCUGCUGGUGUUGCUGCUGAGGGUUUAGCACCCAAAGAUGCUAAGGCAGGAGCCGAAAAUGCAGCCCAACUCUCUGUUGCUUUGGUAGAGAAUGCCAUUGUCAUCUUAAUGCUUGUUGAAGAUCAUUUACGGCUGCAAAGUAAAUUUUAUCGUUCCUCACAUCUUCCGGUUGGUUCUCCUUCCCCUCUUUCACGUGUUUCAAUUGGUGGAGAAUCUUUGGAAGCAGCAGGUGAUAGAAAAUCAUCAUCGAGUGACUCUGCAGGGCUCUCUCUUGAUGUUCUUGCUUCCAUGGCUGAUGCAAACGGGCAAAUUUCUACAACAGUGAUGGAACGACUUACUGCUGCCGCGGCUGCUGAACCUUAUGAUUCUGUUUCCUGUGCUUUUGUGUCUUAUGGAAGUUGUGCGAUAGAUUUAGCUGAGGGUUGGAAAUACAGGAGCAGAUUGUGGUACGGAGUUGGACUUCCUUCGAUAACGACAGGCUUUGGUGGUGGUGGGAGUGGCUGGGACUCUUGGAAAUCUGCUUUGGAGAAAGAUGCCAAUGGAAAUUGGAUUGAGCUACCUUUAAUAAAGAAGUCAGUUGCCAUGCUCCAAGCUUUGUUAUUAGAUGAGUCCGGACUUGGUGGCGGUCUUGGUAUUGGAGGAGGAUCCGGUACUGGAAUGGGAGGCAUGGCAGCUCUUUAUCAGUUGCUGGACAGUGACCAACCAUUCUUAUGCAUGCUGCGAAUGGUGCUUGUUUCCAUGAGGGAGGAAGAUGAUGGUAAAGAUAGUAUGCUUAUGAGGAAUUUAAACACUGAGGAUGCUUUGUCGGAGGGAUCACAUCAACAUACUAGCAACAUGCUAUCCUUAAACAACGAUUCCCGAAUCUCAACAAGGAAACCACGAUCCGCAUUGCUUUGGAGCGUGCUUUCGCCUGUUUUGAACAUGCCAAUUUCUGAGUCCAAAAGACAGAGAGUAUUGGUUGCAUCUUGCGUUCUCUAUUCUGAGGUGUGGCAUACUGUCAGCAGGGAUGGAUCCCCUCUUCGGAAGCAGUAUCUAGAGGCCAUUUUACCACCAUUUGUAGCUGUUUUGAGGAGGUGGCGACCCCUAUUGGCAGGAAUUCAUGAACUCGCUACUGCUGACGGUUUGAAUCCUCUAGUUGCUGAAGACCGUGCCUUGGCUGCAGAUGCACUGCCUAUAGAGGCUGCUCUUGCCAUGAUCUCUCCUGGCUGGGCUGCUGCUUUUGCAUCGCCACCUGCUGCAAUGGCAUUGGCAAUGAUUGCCGCUGGAGCUGCUGGAGGGGAAACCCCGACACCAGCAACAACUACUCAGCUUAGGCGUGAUUCUUCAUUGCUUGAGAGGAAAACAACUCGGCUCCAUACAUUUUCAAGCUUCCAAAAACCUUUGCAGGUACCUAGCAAAUCUCCAGGCAUUCCAAAGGACAAGGCUGCUGCUAAAGCAGCUGCCUUGGCUGCUGCACGCGAUCUUGAACGCAAUGCAAAGAUUGGUUCUGGAAGAGGUCUCAGUGCUGUGGCAAUGGCCACAUCUGCCCAGAGGAGGAGCCAAAGUGAUAUGGAGCGUGUACAAAGAUGGAAUGUUUCUGAAGCCAUGGGUAUUGCCUGGCUGGAAUGCUUGCAAUCAGUUGAUUCAAAAUCAGUUUACGGAAAAGACUUUAAUGCUCUGUCGUAUAAAUUCAUCGCUGUCCUUGUUGGAAGUUUAGCUUUAGCUAGAAACAUGCAACGUUCGGAGGUUGACAGGCGGGCACAAGUUGAUGUAAUAGCCAGGCAUCGUCUAUGGACUGGAAUACGCUCAUGGCGCAAACUCAUCCACAGCCUGAUAGAAAUGAAAUGUCUUUUUGGGCCUUUUGGAGACCGUUUAUGCAAUCCUGAGCGUAUUUUCUGGAAGCUAGACUUGAUGGAAAGUUCUUCGAGGAUGAGGAAAUGUUUGAGGAGAAACUACAGGGGGUCUAACCAUUUGGGUGCUGCUGCAAACUACGAAGAUCUUGUGGAAUUGAAGAAGGAUAAAGAAAAUGUCAUUAGUCCAUCCAAAGCCUCUAUUUUGGCGGCUGAAGCUAUCUCGAUGGAGGUAGUAAAUGAGGAUGAGGAGCAGGAAGGCAGAGAUAGUUUGGAGGGUAGGGAAGGUGAAGAUGAACAAAGAGGGAGGAUCCAGACAAGGUUGUCUGACAUUGCUGAGCAACCAUUGCAGGCAUCGGUUGAAUCUACACAUCCUCUAGCGAGUAGCAGCCAGGAUUUGGAGGAAAAUCCGUCGGUGGUUGCCCCUGGUUAUGUUCCUAGUGAACUUGAUGAGAGAAUUGUUCUUGAGCUUCCUGCGUCCAUGGUCCGGCCAUUAAGGGUUCUUCGAGGCACGUUUCAAAUAACAUCAAGAAGAUUUAAUUUUAUUGUUGAUAACUCCGAGAGCAUUGCUGUGGGUGAUGAUUUGGAUAACAGUUAUCAAAGUAGAGUUCAAGAAAAGAAUCACAGUUGGUUGAUGUCUUCCCUUCACCAAAUUUACAGCCGAAGAUAUCUCCUGAGAAGGAGUGCCCUGGAAUUGUUUAUGGUUGACCGGUCAAACUUCUUCUUUGAUUUCGGGAGUACCGAGGGGAGAAGAAAUGCUUAUAGAGCUAUAGUUCAUGCACGUCCUCCUCAUUUGAACAAUAUUUACCUUGCAACACAGAGACCGGACCAACUUUUGAAGAGAACUCAGUUAAUGGAACGUUGGGCUAGGUGGGAGAUCAGCAAUUUUGAGUAUCUAAUGCAGCUCAACACAUUGGCUGGGCGCAGUUAUAAUGACAUAACUCAGUAUCCUGUUUUCCCAUGGAUUCUUUCUGAUUACAGUUCCAAAACUUUGGAUCUUGCCAAUUCAUCUUCGUACCGGGAUUUGUCAAAGCCCAUUGGCGCGUUGAAUGCUGACCGGUUGAAAAAAUUCCAAGAGAGAUACUCCAGUUUUGAUGAUCCAGUCAUUCCCAAGUUUCAUUAUGGUUCACAUUAUUCAAGUGCCGGAACCGUGUUGUAUUAUCUUGUUAGAGUGGAGCCAUUUACUACUCUUUCAAUUCAACUCCAAGGUGGCAAAUUUGAUCAUGCGGACAGAAUGUUUCUAGAUAUCGGUGCUACUUGGAAUGGAGUUCUGGAGGAUAUGAGUGAUGUUAAGGAAUUGGUUCCUGAGCUGUUUUACCUCCCGGAGAUGUUCACAAAUGAAAACUCAAUUGACUUUGGUACAACACAACUUGGAGAGAAGCUUGAUUCUGUCUCCUUGCCUCCUUGGGCUGAAAACCCUGUUGAUUUCAUGCACAAGCAUAGAAUGGCCCUUGAGAGUGAACAUGUUUCUGCACAUCUUCAUGAAUGGAUUGAUCUCAUAUUUGGGUAUAAACAACGAGGAAAAGAAGCUAUUGCGGCAAAUAAUGUGUUCUUUUACAUUACUUACGAAGGGACGGUGGAUAUAGAUAAAAUAUCAGACCCAGCACAACAACUUGCUACACAAGAUCAAAUUGCUUAUUUUGGACAAACACCAUCGCAACUUCUAAAUGUUCCUCACUUGAAGAAGAUGCCACUAGCAGAUGUUCUUCACUUGCAGACCAUCUUUCGGAACCCAAAAGAAGUCAAACCCUAUGUUGUUCCAUCUCCAGAACGCUGCAACCUACCAGCUGCUGCCAUUCAUGCAUCGCAGGAUUGUGUCAUAACCGUUGAUACAAAUGCUCCAGCCGCUCAUGUUGCGCAGCACAAAUGGCAACCAAACACACCAGAUGGCCAUGGGAUGCCAUUUCUUUUCCAACAUGGAAAGGUCAGUGCGAGCUCCACUGGUGGAGCGUUCAUGCGAAUGUUCAAAGGACCAACUGGAUCUGGCUCAGAGGAGUGGCAUUUUCCCCAAGCAGUUGCAUUUGCAGCUUCUGGAAUUAGAAGCUCAGCUGUUGUUGCUAUCACCAGUGACAAAGACAUAAUCACGGGUGGGCACGUGGAUAACAGUGUCAGACUGAUAUCAUCAGAUGGAGCAAAGACUUUAGAAACAGCUAGAGGGCAUUGUGCUCCAGUGACUUGCCUGUCGCUAUCAUCUGACAGCAACUACCUUGUGACGGGAUCUAGGGAUGCAACAGUUUUAAUAUGGAGGAUACAUAGGGCAUCAUCCAGUUCUCAUUUGAGCAGCACAUCGGACACUUCCACUGGCUCAGGCACCCCAACUUCAAGUAGCAGUAAUACCAUAGCGAAUGGUUUGGCAGACAAAAGCAGGAGAAGACACAUUGAGGGUCCCAUACAUGUUCUGCGGGGCCACCUUGGGGAAAUAAUCUGCUGCUGUGUCAGUUCAGAUCUUGGAAUUGUUGUAUCAUGCUCCAACUCGUCAGAUAUUCUGCUCCAUUCAAUAAGGAGGGGUCGCUUAAUUAGAAGGCUGAUUGGUGUGGAGGCCCAUGGAAUUUGCCUUUCAUCGGACGGGAUCAUAAUGGCUUGGAACAAAUCCCUUCACACCCUCACCACCUUUACUCUUAAUGGGACAGUGAUAGCCAAGUCACAACUCCCUCUCUCUUGUAGGGUUAGUUGCAUGGAGGUUUCUGUCGAUGGACAAAGUGCUUUGAUUGGGUUAAACCUGUGUUCUGAAUAUGAUGGAGCCUGUGACAACAUUUUGGAUGAAGACAACAGAUUGGAAAUUCCUUCACCUUCAGUUUGCUUCCUUGAUCUGCAUACUCUUCGGGUGUUUCAUGUACUAAGGCUGGGUGAAGGGCAAGAUCUUACGGCUCUGGCCCUGAACAAGGAUAACACUAAUCUGUUGGUGUCAACUGAUAACAAUCAAUUGACAAUCUUCACCGAUCCUUCUUUGAGCUUGAAGGUGGUAGAUCAGAUGCUGAAGCUGGGCUGGGAAGGUGAUGGACUAAGCCCCCUCAUAAAGUGAUAGUCAGGCAGUUGGUUUUUUAUUUUUGAUUCCGACAAUUUUGGGCUAUGGAGAUACCAUCCAAAUGAUACUGCAAGGGCAAGCUGGCUAGCCAUCCCAGAAAGAAAUACGAUUAUUAAAUUGUUCGCGGCUGCCUUUGUGGUUGUAGCAUAUGUAUCUGGAAGGUGGAACAACUGGUAUAUCAUACGAGUGAGAAAUACUACAUUUACGCAGCGCUCUUCAUUUUUGACUCUGUUGAGUUGUCUAUUUUUUUUCAUUGGGCUUUUGAUCUAUUAGCCUUGCAAGCUGUCCAUUUCUCCAUUUCUAUUUAAAGGAAAAACAGAGGAAAAUUCAAUAGUUAUUUGCCUUUCCCUGAACCAUUGUGUGCAUUUUUUGACUAUGUGAUGAAGAAUAUGCUCUUGGUUCAA
This is a messenger RNA of Rhododendron vialii, 9653 nucleotides long. Its product is annotated as BEACH domain-containing protein C2. NCBI's taxonomy places the organism in Eukaryota, Viridiplantae, Streptophyta, Magnoliopsida, Ericales, Ericaceae. The transcript has 32 exons. Bases 364 to 9246 code for a protein of 2960 amino acids. The record is from RefSeq and is a predicted model, not a curated record. Gene Ontology annotation, molecular function: protein binding.